AGUAAGUGUCGGAAACCCAGACAAAAUGGCUGACCGGAAGUAGGCUGGGUGAUCGCUAUCACACAAAAUAUUGAACCAAAACUUGAUCAGUUUGAUCAAAAGAUGGCUAAAAUGAAUUUAAGACUUUUGACUUAGUUAAGGAAUGGAAGCAGGCAGACAGGAAAAUCAGGAUGAUGUGACACGAUUCUGGCGCGAGGAGAGGGAAGAUGGAGCAGUGUACAGUGCCUACCUGAAGAAAGUCACAUACCGCUCUCAAGCUCAGCUUGAAGAUGAGCAUGAGCGAGAGUUUUCCCACUUGAUGUGGGAGACCCAGAAGAUCCGGGUGAUCAAGGCAGGUACUCUCGAGAAGCUGGUGGAGAGUUUGUCAACCGUCAGAGGGGAGCUGGACUCCACCUACGUCAACAUCUUCCUCGCCACCUACCGCACCUUCGCAACACCACAACAGGUGCUCAAGCUGCUUAUAGACAGGUACCAGAUGUUGAAGUUGUGUUGUGAGGAUGACAGGACAGAACUGAAUGAACUACAGCUCAAAACUAUUAAAUCUGUGAUAUCCGUGUGGCUGGACACCUAUCCGGAAGAUUUCCGGGAGCCUCCAAACUAUCCCUGUCUCCAUACGUUAGAGAAGUUUUCUCUCCACUUCCUGCCUGACAGUGACCUCGCAGGUCGGGCACGACAUCGGAUCGAGCGCCUCACAAAGGAUCAUUCAGGUGCUGAUGCUAAUGAAAUAGAAUUCCGAUUUUCCAUCUGUGAAGAGGUUGAUCAUAUGAUAGACAAUGAGUAUCACAAGCCAUUAACAUUCAACGACAUCUCUAGUCAUACCUUUGCUCAACAGCUGACACAUCGAGACGCAGAGCUGUUUCGGAAGGUGGUUCCGCACCACUGUCUGGGUGCGGUGUGGGCGCGACGGGGGAAGAAGGGGGGAAAGGAAGCAGCCAGUGUUCUCGCUACUAUAGAACAGUUCAACCGUGUAUCUCUUCGUGUGAUAGCUACUAUUCUCAAAACUCGGGAUCAUAAGACAUCGCAAAGAGCCAAAAUUGUACAGAAAUGGAUACACAUUGCUCAAGAACUCAGAGAGCUAAAGAACUUUUCGUCUCUGAAGGCGAUAAUCUCGGGCCUACAGUCUCACCCAGUCUACCGGCUACGCAGGACAUGGUCGUCUCUACCAAAGGAUACUAUGGUGCUAUUUGAGGAAUUGUCAGAAAUAUUCUCAGGUGAAAAUAACCAGCUCAAUUCUCGGGAACUGCUAAUGAAGGAAGCGACAGCAAAGUUUCCCGAUCUGGACAGCCAAAAUAAGACAUUAAAGCGACGUAACAUGCAGAAGCGCCAGUCAUGGAUAGAUAAUGGUAUUGUCCAGGGAACGGUGCCGUACCUGGGAACGUUUCUGACAGAUCUGACCAUGAUCGACACAGCCAACCCUGACAUGACAGAGGAAGGCCUCAUCAACUUCGAGAAACAUCGGAAGGAGUUCGAAGUGCUCGCUCAGCUCAAACUGCUCCAGUCAGCUGCUCAGAUUUAUAACUUCAAAGAAGAUACUCAUUUCUGGAUUUGGUUCGAUUCAGUUAGAGUGUACAACGAUAAUGAAAGCCAUGAACUGUCUUGUGCAAUAGAGCCUCCCAUGGAAGGGUCAGCCAAGAUCAAGAAGAAAUCAGCCAGAGCAAAGGCUAAAUCUGAGCCUAUCCUGACUUGUGCAAUUAAAUUUUGCUCUUCUCCCAGUCUAGGUCACAAGCCUGCCAAAUUUGACAGCAGCAAAUUUGGUUUGUUUGCAUGUGGGCUAGAGGACAGAAGUAGUCUCUCCAGUAUUCCCGACACCAUCACAGCCUCCCUAGCUGGGCCACUGGUAGGUCAUCUUCUCUCCGAGAUCUCCCUAGCACGGCCAAUGAUGUCUCAUUCCUCGUCAACAUCGUCUGUGAUCUCCUCCGACAGUGACACCUCCCCCUCCCCCUACAGGUCCUGUGACACCUAUGUGAUCCGCGUCAGUCUGGAGCCCAGUGACCAGGCCAGCACCCACAUCUACAAGAGCAUAAUGCUGUGUAACACUGACCAUACCAACACAGUGAUACAGAAGGUCCUGGAGAAGUACUCCCUGGAAGGCCAGCCUGAAGACUACUGUCUACUGCAGAUAUUGCCGGACGGAGGAGAACUUUUGAUACCGGAGAGAUCUAAUGUCUUCUAUGCCUUGAAUAGCAGUAUUGAUCUGAAGUUUGUGGUGCGAACCCGUGCAGAACAUGAAACUCUCACCCUCAGGCGGAAAGGGAAGCGUCGAGGAAAGAAACUAAGCUUGUAGUAUUUGGCAAUGUGCAAUAUGUGAACACAAGAGUGUUAGUGAUGAGAUGACACGUUGUGAGAAUGUCCUUCAACAUCUUCACUGCUUCCAUCAUUGGCACAACAAACAUCACCCCUUCAUGGAUACUUGUUUCCACAUUUCUUGGAACCAGAAGCAAGACCAUAACACGUAUAGCCUUUUGAGUGUUGAACCAUUUCCUCGUGAAUAUUAACAUACACUGAUCUCAUGAAAAGCAGUCAAAAUUAGUUUCUGAUCAGAGAAACUGACUCCAAAAAGCAUAUAGAUAUACAAUUCUACAAAAAUGGCAUAAAAAGAUCGUCAUAAGAACAAGACAUAAGCAGAUGAUUUUCACCUUCUAUACAGUGCCUGAAUUCUGCUUUUUUUCAGUGCAUAGUAUUAGUUUGAUCGCUUUUGUGGAAUAAUAGAGAGGACAAUUGAUCUAAUAGUGGUGUAACGAUAUGGCAAUACAGUAUUGUAUUAUGUUACAAGGUUCAUGGUACAAUACAUCGAUUUACAACCCAUGUAUACAUGAUACAUAACAUUACAAGUCAUAUUAAUGUAAAAACGUAAAUAAUAAACAGAAUCAGUUCAACAAACAGCUUAGGCAGAUUCUGUAGUGUUUGCAGGAUGGCUAUAAAUAGCAUAACCGUCACAGUACCCUCUAUAUGUUUCUGCCCUACAAUAUUGGAUCUUUGAUCUCGGAAAUUUUAACACAAAUGACUCAGGGGCGUGAUUGGAUACGAAUCGUAUCGCACUCAUAGCAUUGAGAUUCGUAACGUAUCGUGAUCCCACCGUAUCGUUACACACCUAUGAUCUAACGGUGAAACCCAAUCAUUGAUGUCAUAUUACAGUUAAUACUCAAAAAUGGAUGAUGUUACCUUGAAGCUGUAAGCAGUGGAGGAGUUCAUCAAUUGAAUGAAAUCAUGAUGUAUCUUCCAUUAUUUGUUACCAUGGUUACGUGUGACUGUCAUGUUUUUUACAUGCUUUGUAUGUGAAGUUGACAUGUGUCGUGUGAUAUGUUUUGUUGAUUAUUGUUUAAAGUGAUGAAAGUUCCAGAAUGUUUCUAGUCAGUGUGUUUGUUUGAAGAUAUUUGUUUGUUUGUUUGUUUGUCUGUCUGUUUUGUUGUGUGUGUUGUUGUGUUAUCGUUGAUUUGAAGUUUCAGGUGUUAGAAUCAACAGUGCUUUUAUCAUAUUCCUGUUUUCCUAUGUUUACAAUGUGCCAUGACAGAUAGAGAUCUGGUCUUAGAUUAUUUUAGAUUUUAAGAUACCAUUUUGCUGGAAUUGUACCUGGUGAUAAGAGGUAGGAAUACUACCUUUAUACAGGUAAGGAUGAAACCUUGUUUUAUAAAUCAUAAACAUAUGUUAUCACAAUACUUUUAAUGAUUACUUUAUUCGAAAUGAUUAUUGCAUGUAAGGUAAGGUGUAAAUUGAUUGUGCUUUUAAGACUAAUAUGUUACCCUGAUGUUUGUUGGUGUUGAAUUAUUCAUCCAAGAUUUGGUGCCCUUCAAUAUUUUGUGCUCUGACAUGAGGAUAAUACCGUAAGAACAGCUAUCAAUACCAAAUGAUUCACAUAUUUUUUAGAAGAUGUAGGUUGGUUUUGAAAGGAGUUUUUAGAUACUGCUAGUUUGGCAGUUUAGGCAGUGAUUGUUUUAAACACAUCAAAUUCAGAAAUAUGAAAUUCAAGGAAUGAUUGUGUCCAUGUUUAGGCCACACUUUUUUAAUUUUAUGUUUCACAGAUUUCUUCCAGCUUUUCCACACAAGGUCUGUUGAAAUAUAAAUAAAAUUAAAUAGCUAUGCCAAUCAUAUCAUUUAUUUAUUUAUAUGAAAGCAAUUCUGCCAUGGAGUUAAAACUGCAGCUGACUUUUUGAAUCACUGACAGUGAUGUAGACAUGGAAUUUAUAUAUAACAUUUUUUAUUGUAAUGGAGGGUCUAUUUAACUAGCAGGAGACAAUAAUAAAUAUUAUUAUGUUUAAUUUUGUUCUUGGACUGGCUGCUUUUCAAUAGGGGCGGUAGGCCUGUGUAACAAAAAAUAAAAAUUGUGUGGCCUUAUUUGAACCAUGUUAAUUUAUAGAAAGAUGUGUACAAAGAACACCAGUAAAAAAUUGCAUUAACAUUGAUAACAUGAUUCAAUAGUAAUCUGUACAGAGUUCUGUCCCUUAGUUGUGCCAGGAUUGUGGCCAUGUGUUCGAAUUCCAGAUUCGGCCAGUCAGGAUAUUAGGUUUGGCUGCACAGAAACAGCGAUGAUAAGUUUCAAUAUAGUUUUAAACAUCUAUGCAGCAUCACUCUCACUCAUUGAUUUGACAUAUCAGUCAAUGAAGAUUUUCCUGUAUCAAUUUGACAAAAGCAGUAUCGAUUAUGUCCUGAGCAUAAGUGCAGUGAAUGAUGCACCUUUCAACCCCAGUACUCAUGACUAAGUGAGUCAAUAAGGUCUAUUACUUGAGUAAAAUAGGUUAACAAUACCGUAACUACGUCUGUCCUAAAGUGUCAGUCAGUAAAUGGAUGUAAGUUUAUAAUUGGUGUAUGCUGUUGAACAUUCGUAAUAGUUGUCUAGUGUUGUAACAGCAUAAUAAAUAUGGGAUUGUAGUUCGAAAAGAAUUUUUAAACUGAAAAUAAUUACGCAGCAUUCUAUUGAAGCAACCUUGGUUGAUAGUACAGUGUGAAGACAUUACCAUUUCCUUGUGAAAAAAAUCAACUUCCAUUCCUGAAAUUUUCCAUGAAAAUCCAAGUUCUUCCUCGUAUGUGGCGAACCUUUAGAGCUUUUUACUUUUUGCUUUUCCUUCCUUCCACAUUAAGCUGACAUGUCAUGCUAUAUCUGAAAUAAUGUAAAACACAAGUCAUUUAUGUUUAAUAAUUGUUCCAAGUUCAUUAUGUUAGGGAAAAAGAUGGCCCAGUUGCCUAAGAUGUUACAAUUCACUGUGCAGAGUUGCAUCCCUUUGGUGUGCCAGAAUCCUAGGAUUGUUUUAUCCUGAUUAUGAUUCUGACUACAUACCGAUGGGUGUUUUCAAAGUGGUAAACGUCUAAGACCCUUCAUCACUUUGUGCAUUCCUCCCACAUCAAGCGUACACGCUGUGAUGUCACUGAAAUACUGUUCAAAGUGGCCUUCACCCCAACUUGCACACCAGAUGUUAGGAAGGUGAAGGUCAUUUGUCAGUUCUGACUGUGAGUCUCGUACUCGCCCCAUAGAUUGCACCAGAUGACCUCUGCUAAAUGUUCUGAAGUUCUGAGUUCUCAUUUAUCCAACUAUGAUUAAUAAGGAACUUUUGUUUAUCCUUAAAAACUAAUGUAUUGAGCAAGUGUUAAGAAGAAAAUGAAUAGGACUGUACGCAUGUAUGAGAAAGAGUAGUAGACUUAACACAAGUCACACUUUGGACACUCAGGGUAGCUGUACAUAAGCAAGGGCGGUAAGCAACUGUUACUUCAGUGAAACCUUAGCUAGAAAGAGUGAAUGUUAUGCAUUAUUGCUAUCGGUGCUAAACAAGUCUCCAUUUUCUGUCUGCCAACAACCUUUAUACAGCAAGCCAAGGAAUACUUGUCUACCAAAAUAUACUGGAAAUAGUUAGAUAUUGAACAGCGUUGAAUUAAGGGAGGUCCUUGUGGCCUACAGUUGUGUUUGAAUGUAGAGACCCCAAAAUCGUUUAACUCUAGGGUCAUGUCAAGGAUCCCUUGACUUCCAUGUUUUAUUUCAGAAAAGGGGAUACAUGAAUUCCAUCUCCAAAACCAUUUUAAGAUUAGUCCCCUGGCAUUGAGUGUGGUGGGUAAAGUUUGAAGGGUAUGAGAAGGUUCCUUUCUCACCUUUCAUCAUUAAAAUGAUCGUUUUUCUUAAAGAACGAAGCUUUAAGACAGGUAUAUUGAUUAAGUACCAGUGCUAUUCUAGUCUAGAAGGAAACCAGUACCAUACAGUAAACCUCCGUUAAUCUGGAAAUCUGGCAUUCUGGACAGGUAUUGUUAUGUUCCAUGCACACCAACAUGUAAGUGUGGAAGUUAGUAAAUUGUGAUGAUUGCACUUCAACAAUACGUCCAGAUUAACAAGGUCUUGCUGUGUUUGAGUUUCUGCUGUAGAUUCACAUCCUUAAAAGAAAUCUGAUUCAGUCAAUCUCUUCUACAUCGACCUUUAUAUAGCGAUGUCAACGACUAGUGUUGAUCACAGAUAGUUUUUAAAAAUACUCAUGGCAAAAAAUAAGGGAACUAGCAUUGAUCUGCAUUGAAUGGAGAAUUUUUUAAACCUAUUUUUAGCACAAAGGGACAAUUUUGCCCUUAAUAUUGAUCUUUCAAUUUUUAAAACUGAAAUAUGUUUAGAAUAUUUAGGAAGAAUGAAAAUUUAAAGCAAAAGUCUCAGUAUCAUGUGUGAUAUGUUUGUUCCCUUAUUUAGUGCCUUGAGUAUAAUCUUGCAGGUCACAAUCUCAUAAUGAAUCAGCAUUCACCAUAACCCUUGAGAUGAAACAGCAUUGUAGAGACUACAUAUAUAUAGUAGUUAUAGUAUAGUUUUGCCAUUUCUGCAUAUUUCUCGAGUCACAAUGCAAUGUUUAGUAGUUAGCUAACCUUAUCAGGAAGUUGAGGUGGGAAAAUGUCUGCAAGUCAUUCUUUCAUAAUGAAACUGCAAAGUUCAGGGAAUAUAGAUGAAAUAUUAUCAGAUUGUACAUAUACAUCUCAUCUACAAGGAGUUUAAGGAGUUUUGUUUUCCGGUCCCAAUUUAUUAAUUGAUGAAAGAGUGAUUUUAGUGCACCGACUGCUGUUAGGCAGUGUUGUAUGGGAGCUACACUCAAUCACCUUUGUCAGAUUGAUUGUGGAAUUGUGCCCUCGUUUGUGUUGAAACAAUAAACAGUUUUUCUCAAGAUCAGAUAGUUUGUAACCCUAGUUUUAAGAGUCUUGUCUAUAUGACAUUCGUUAAUAUUUUACAAAUAGUAUGAAAUAUCACUAUCAGUCAACACUGAAAUUAAUUCAACUUUAUAUUUCUUUGAUGUCUUGACUUUUUGCUCACAAGAAUAAAGGACAAUAAGAAAGAAACAGUAGAUGUAAAUGUACCAGCAUAUAGGGAAAACAAGUGGCUCAGCAUCAGUAAUCAUGAAAACUUGGCCUAUAUUUGCUUUGCGUUUAUCAUUAUGGGUGUACUGGUAGUCUAGUGGUUAAAGCAUUUGCUCAUCACCCCAAAGACCUGGGUUCGGUUCCCCUCAUGAAUAUGGUCAUCGCCAAACUCUGCUGUUCCCUACCAGGAUAUUGCUGAAUGUAUCAAAAAGUGGCUUAAGAGUCUAUUCUGUGGUAGUACAUUAUUAGAUUAAAACUUGAAAUAUUUGAGUCACAGUAGGUUUGACCAUUUUCCUGCCUCUUCUUACUUUUAGGGAGUAAUGAUAUACCAUGCCUACCUCAUGCUCCAAAACUGAGGAUUAUCAAAAAGAAUUGAAUAUUUUAUUCAUAUCACACAGUGUUUUUGUAAUAUGUAUGACCUUUAUACUAAAUAUGACAACCAACACAAAUAGCUUUAGCUAUCGCCUGUCACUGCUGAAUAGAUUACAUGUUACACAGAAACUGCAGGAGAUUUUAUGCACAAUGAUGGUGCAGUUGUUAGCACAGUUAUCAGAACCUUGCAUCUUCAGUUCCUCAAACUUGUUACUGAAGUAUAUUUUCAAAAUGAAAUAGAAAUUUCUGUCAAUGGCGUUGAAAGUUUGUCUCUGAGUGUUAUUUAUGAAUUGUCUUCCGUAUUGGUAUCUUUGUGAAAUAUUGUAAGAUAUUGUUGUUUGUACUCUAUUUGUGUCAACUGAAAUGCACGUUGUUCUAUUACUGUCAGUACUGAAAUUAACACAAACAUCUUUGCAAUGUACAAGUGUUGAUAAUUGUGAUCAUAACCAGGGCUAUUUUCAUACACUUCUCUAUUUUCUUUCAGGAAUGUGGAUUAGAUUCUUGAAUUAAUUUCUUUGAAAUUAUGUCCACCUGUUUAAUCAGUAUUACUAGCUUGAUAUUUCAGAAGUCCACAACAUUGAAAUGAAAACUGCAUGUACAUAUUGUCUUAUUGUGCUAAUUUCUUUUUAAAUAUGUAAUUUGUAGCCCGGAAUCUGAAUAGUUCACCUACUAUUCGAACCUAUUCUCAUGAUAAAUUGAAUUGGGUUCAGUCAUUAAUUUAUAUUUUAUGUCAAAAAGUAUAUUUUGAUAUUCAAAGUCCUAAUGCACAAGGGAAAUAGAAUCCCAUUACUGAAGACAUGUCUCAAUGCUAGGUAAUCUGUAUACUAUUUUAUAGUCUCAUUAUGCUUGUUCCUCCCAUACUGUUGAUUACUGAGUUGCCAUGUCAUCAGCUGAUCAGUUUGUAUCCCCUUCUGGGAUAUCAUGAUGUCAGCAGAAGUAAGCCUAUUUGAUACAACCUUCACUUACAACCCAAAGGGGGGCGGUCGGGUAGCCUAGUGGUUAAAGCGUUCGCUCGUUAUGCCGAAGACCCAGGUUCGAUUCCCGACAUGGGUACAAUGUGUGAAGCCCAUUUCUGGUGUCCCCCGCUGUGAUAUUGCUGGAAUAUUGCUAAAAGCGGCGUAAAACCAUACUCACUCACUACAACCCAAAGGACUGAGUUUGAUUGCUGUAUGGGGUACAGUGUGUUCUCCCUCUUGCUGUCUGUUGUUAGACUGGUGAUAAGUGCUUAAAGCAGAGUAAAUAUAAAACAUCAACACCAAUGAUAACCAGUCUCGAUUAUCCUCCAAAACAGAUUCAAUUGGGCGUAAAAUGCCAAAUAGUGGCAACAAUUAGCAAGUGGAUCUAUAAACCUCUGCGAUGACACCAGGUGUUCGCAAAAGGUUUAUAAGACCAUAAUUGCUAAAAAUCAUGUAAAAUUAGAUUACGAUUAAGGGCAGACCACUGAUAUUUGGAAAAAUGGAGUGAUGAAAAUUAAAUGUAUUGUAUCUAUUAUCAAGUUGACAAUGUGUGCUCAAACUAUGAUAAUAUUGUCUGUGAUUCCCACUGUGCUAUUUCUGUGCUGAUGUAUAUGUGUUGACAGUCACACUUGACUCUUGAUGUUGAAACCUUGUGGAAUCCCUUGUCUGUGUUACAACAUCCUUAUUGACUAGGGCCUUUUGUUCUCCCACACCGUGCCUUGGAUCGACUGCAUCAAGUCUUCUGUGAGUUGUGUCCCUUGGCUAUGUCAGGAUUUGCUGCUAGUGGGUUCAAAUUCCAGAUUAUGAGUCUUAUAUCAAACUAAGUCGAUCAGUGAUUCUAGUGGCAUAGAAAAGAGAUGAACCAACCGGAGUUGUUGGGUAGCUUAGUUGGUACCGGUAGUGCCUCCUGUUCACUGACAUCUAUUCUGAGUUUGAUUCUGUCAAGGAUGAUAACAUGCUCAUGAAUAUGGUGCUCAAUUGGUUGAGGCGUAAGUCACAAGCCCUUCAGGGAUGCAACCUAUCCUGAAACAUUGCCAAGGCCGAAUAGUAACAACUAACAACAUAUGAAGACGACCCUUAAAAAGCUGGAAAUAAGCCAUCUGGAUAUGGUUUACAUUACAGAAUCUAGCUCGGUGUAGCUGGUCAUGGGUAGUGCCAAUUUGCAUCCUUGGACUCACUCGUCAACUGCCUGUUUCCCCAACUCCUUCAGAUUUGAUGUAGAAGGUCCUUCACCAAUAGUUGUGUGGCUGUAGAUCGUUAUGAAUUUGAGUUUUCAGCAUUCUAUUAUGUUGUCCAGUUCAUAUAUGUUUCAUAAAUGUUUGUAUUUUCUGGAAAAUACUUGGGUUGAAAUAAGCACCAUUAGCCGAAUUCUUAUAAGGACAAAAGAAUGAUCAAGGUGAGUAAUGAAACUGUUCACUGUGCAGAGUUGCAUCCCUUGGACCCGCCAGAAUCCUAUGUUCAGAGGUUCAAAUUCUGGCUCGCCCCAUUUUGUUUCUACAUUUGUCAGCACAAUACCCCUGCUUAUGGGUUUGAGACCUGCAUCACUUUGGACUUUCCGCCCACUUUAAGCUGGCACAGCGUGAUAUAACUGGAAUACUGUUAAAAGUGGUGUUAAACCCAAAUCAUUGAAUCCCUCUUGUCCAGUAAUAUAUCCUCCAACUCUUAUCUAGAAUUUAUCAAAAGCAGACAAGGGCUUCCUCAUGGGUGUAUUCAUGCUUUUAGUUACUUUGCUCAACGUUGUACAAAUCUUACCGGUACACAAGCUUGUUUUACUUUGUUUUCUUUUUUCUUGAACAGGCACAAAUAUUUUUCGUUGCCAUCAUCAUUUACAUGUCCCAAUCCAGAACGAUCCCUUAUCCACCCCCCCCCCCAUCGUUUAUCAAACCUACUCCCAUCCUUUAUCCACCCCCACCCCCAAUCCUUUAUCCACACCCCCAUCCUUUAUCCAAACCCACACCCCAAGCUAGAUCCACACCCACAUCCUCUAUCCAAACCAAAACACAUCCAGCUAGAUCCACACCCCCAUCCUUUAUCCAAACCCACGCCCCCAUUCUCUAUCCAAACCCACGCCCCCAUCCUUUAUCCAAACCCACGCCCCCAUCCUUUAUUCAAACCCACACCUCCAUCCUUUGCUUCAAUCCAGACCUCAUCAUUUCUAUGUCAAACAUCAUUAACCCGUGAAAAAGAUGUCGGACAUAUUUGCAUCUUUUGUUUUUACUCCAGUUAACACCAGGCACUCUGUUGGUUUAGCACUUGGUUUGUGAAUUUCUAUUUUCAUAUUAUCACUGUGUCCUGUUCACUACGUCUUCAUGAUUCCUGUACACUUGAAAUGUACAUGCAUUCAGCGAGGUGUGUUACCCUCACAUGAUACUACCAUGGCGCCAGUCUGGUCGGAGAGUAGGAUUGUGAUUUUUAAAAAAACAAAAUCAAUGACAACAAAAAUAAUUGUGUGCUUUUGUAGAUUAAUUAAUCACAAAUUUGAUUGUAUUUUUCACUCUAUUUUUGAUAUUUUAGGUUCUGAGAGUAUACUGAAUAUCCUUACUGUCUUUACACACAUAUUAAUACUAUAUUUUGUAAAACAACUCAAAACUUCAAAAUAUCAAAUGAAAAAAUGAAAAGUGAAUUAAAUACUAUAUGAAUAUUCUUAUAUGUUACGUAUAUGUAUAAACUGAAUUUGAUAUCAGCUAUUUAAUUGCAUGGUUAGUUUCCAUAUGGUUGAAUGAUUGCAUGUUAGGUUCCAUGUAAGAUAUAUUUUUUUAUUUCACCACUUUUCUCUGUUCAUUAUUUAUACAUAGAUCUCAUAGUACUUUUAUUUAAUUUGUGCAAUGCUCUGAACUUGUGUUUUUUUUAAUGCAAUGGAGACUUUAUUUCCCAGAUCAUAAUAAUAAGAUGUAAUUAUCAAACUAUUUAAUCCAAACUUUGCUCAGUAUAUUAAAAUGGAUAGUAUAUUUGACUUAUUGAACAACAUAUCUAUUUAUUCCUUGAAAGAUUAAAUUUUGGAGAAUAUGAAAUAAUAUGCAUAUAUUCAUAAUGGUAUGUUUGUUAUCUUGUUACUUUUACCAUAAAAUUAACUCUUUAUUUACUCUGGAACGAUGUAUUGACAUAACAUUGAGAAUAUAAAUAUGGAUUAACAAACGAUAAACCUAUGAUUACAUGAUAACAUGUCUGCUUGAUUUUUCUCCCUCUCUAUAUUAAUAUGUUGUCAGAGUUAAUAUUAAUCAUAAUUAUUCAGGUUAUAUGAAGCAUAAUUAGAAUAUGAUGUAUAACCAGAUAGAGAGAACUUUGAUAUGGAAUGUCAUAUAUAUCCCCCUUAAACGAGGAAAGUAUUCUUUUCCAUGAAGAUAGUCGACUUUUGAUUUGUUUUCAGACUUGGUAUAACAUUUGUCCAAAGGAAUACAUUUUAAUAUUCUCUACUAAUUAAUGUAGAAGAAAUGUGCCCCCAUACAUUACCUAGUUAUAAUGAUGAUGAUGAGGAGGAUGAUUAUUUUUAAUAUUAUUGUCAUUAUUAUUAUUUAUUAUUAUUAUAAAAAGGAACACCAAGCUGUGAAAUUGAUGAUGUAUUCAUUGAACUAAUUAUUAUUGAUAAACAGUCGUCUCCCAGCAUUUAAGGGUUGUUUAUUAUGAAUUGACUUGGCGAAUUGCACAAAAACUUUGUUUGUGAAUAUUUUUGCAUUUACAAGAAAUGUGUAUCUUUAGUGAUUCUGAAAACGGUACCUCAGUACAUAAAUACAAGAGGUCUUACCAAACUGUGACAAUGUCAAGGUCAUGCCUGGCUGAUUUUUUGCUUGAAUAUCAAAAUAUAUGUAGAUUUUUAAUUUUUUAAUAUAUAUGAUGUGUAACUAUUCAGUUUGAAUAUGAAUAAAUUGAAUACCUAUGAA
Haliotis rufescens (red abalone) is the source of this 12511-nucleotide messenger RNA. RefSeq names its product ral guanine nucleotide dissociation stimulator-like. The coding region runs from base 143 to 2284 and encodes 713 amino acids. Gene Ontology annotation, biological process: Ras protein signal transduction; positive regulation of GTPase activity. NCBI's taxonomy places the organism in Eukaryota, Metazoa, Mollusca, Gastropoda, Lepetellida, Haliotidae. Gene Ontology annotation, cellular component: plasma membrane. The record is from RefSeq and is a predicted model, not a curated record. The transcript is spliced from 17 exons. Gene Ontology annotation, molecular function: guanyl-nucleotide exchange factor activity.